This is a messenger RNA of Caenorhabditis angaria, 1053 nucleotides long. Lineage: Eukaryota; Metazoa; Nematoda; Chromadorea; Rhabditida; Rhabditidae. The record is from the annotation of a GenBank genome assembly.
AUGAAGUUGAAUACUUGGGUAAAUCUCCAACAUCAAUUUGAACAAUUUAGUUCGCCGUGUUCAUUUUUGAUCAAUGCUCUUCUCAUUUGGAUAAUUUAUCACAACUCACCUGUUUCUAUUGGAGCAUACAAAUAUUUAUUGAUGUAUAUUUCGAUUUUUGAAAUUCUUUAUGCUAUCAUAAAUUUCACACUUCAACCAAUCUUCAUAUCCGCGAGGAGUCUUUAUUGUAUUUUUGUAGAUGUUCGAGGAUCAACAAUUGAUCCUGGACUUAUGCGAGUUUUCAUCUCGGUAUAUUGCGCAGUUUUUGGAGCAUCUCUAGGUCUUUUCUGUAUUCAUUUUAUCUAUCGAUAUUUGGCAGCUUGUCAACAUAAACUUCUCCAAACAUUCAAUAAUUGGAAAAUAGUUUUCUGGCUAAUGAUUCCAAUGAUUCUCGCAUUUAUUUGGUCGAUGAUAUCAUUUUUAUUAGCACCGCCAAGUGAUCUGAAAAUAAAACAUAUAAAAAAUCGGAUUUUUGAGAUUUUUGAUCUAGAAUCUAAAGACAUUGUAUACCUCGCAGUGUUUUUCUAUCCAAUCGAUCCUGAAACAGGGAAACAAUAUACAGAUCCAAUAUCUGUUUUGAGUGCUGUUAUAGCUAUUACAUCAUUAUUCGUAUCAUUUGGAAUACUUUUAUAUUUCGGUUUGAAAUGUUACAAAGAAAUUAAAAAACUUGUUAGUUCCUCAUCAAAAUCUGCAAAUUAUCAAAAUAUGCAAACUCAAUUAUUUUUCGCAUUAGUUGUUCAAACUCUAAUUCCUUGUAUUCUUAUGCAUAUUCCAUGUUUUCUUAUGAUUCUUUCUGCACUUCUCAACAAAGAUAUUGGACAUUUAACUGGUUUUGUUACAAUAACAAUUGCUUUAUAUCCAACUAUUGAUCCACUUCCAAAUUUAUUGAUUAUUAAAAGUUAUCGAAAAGCAUUAAAAAGAUAUCUUGGAUAUUAUUUGAUUUUCAAGAAAAAUCGACUGAUCGAUGUGGAAUUUGUUGAUGUAACAGUAGCCAGGACUGCAACUAUAGCUUAG